Gryllus bimaculatus (two-spotted cricket) is the source of this 831-nucleotide messenger RNA. NCBI's taxonomy places the organism in Eukaryota, Metazoa, Arthropoda, Insecta, Orthoptera, Gryllidae. The record is from the annotation of a GenBank genome assembly.
UCCACGUCGCCAUGAAGUCCUCCGCGCGCGCCCUGCUCUUCGCGCUGGCCACGGCAGCGCUGCUGGCGUCGGUGGCCGCCGACGGCGACUGGCCGGGAUUCCCCCGCAGAAAACGAGAUUCUUCCGCAAAUAUUAAUGACUACAUGGAUCGAGUAUUGGAACAAGCGCGAGUGUUUCUGGUGGACAAUCAUCUGGAGCCAUAUGAACUUGACGAUAAGAUCUUAUACAAUUUGACUUUCAAGCUGCUCCUGCCGUGGCGCACGCGCCUGGGGCUGUACGACGGCGAGGCGCAGAACCUGACCACCCUGCGGCGCCAGAGCGACGCCGAGCUCACCUACACCAGCGACGCGCGCUCGCUCAACCUGGACGCCGCCGUCGCCUUCGACCGGCUCGUGAUUAAUUACAAGUACGCAGACCAGCUCUUCAACAUUGGACCGCAUGGAACUGUGAAGGCCAUACUCAAAAAUCUUACUGCAAAUUUGAAUAUUGAUGUGAAAUUACUGUCAGGGAAAGCAACGCUUAAAGAAUUCAAAUUGAACUCAGCCAAGAGCAUCAAGGUUGAUGUGACUGGCCUGACGUUCCUGGGCAACCUCAUCGUGGAGUCGUUCGUCAACUUCUUCACGCUCAUCCUCAAGGGCCCCAUCCUGAAGGCGGUGGAGUCGCAGGUGACGAGCGCGCUUGCCUCCGCAGUCAACUCCACGAGCAUUCCCUUCAAUCUCACCCUCAGCAGCUAGACCACGCGCUCUCUUUCACCUGCGUGCUUUACUUCCGAACACUUGAACAUCGCGUUUAUGUAGUUGUUGGACAAUAAAACGCAUUAUUUCUCUUGUA